Molecule: messenger RNA, 1619 nt
Organism: Asparagus officinalis (garden asparagus)
Lineage: Eukaryota; Viridiplantae; Streptophyta; Magnoliopsida; Asparagales; Asparagaceae
Exons: 3
Coding region: 240-1466 (408 amino acids)
Source: RefSeq, a predicted model, not a curated record
AAUCGUUUAGAUUACGUGCUAUUCUAUUAUGGACGAUUAAUGAUUUUCCAGCCUAUGCUAAUCUGUCUGGGUAUUCCACAAAGGGAAAGUGUGCUUGUCCUGUAUGUGGUCCGGAAUUUGAAGCUCUUCAAUUACCACAUAGCCGAAAGAGUUGUUAUUGGUUUAAUCGAAGGUGGUUGCCCUUGAGUCAUAAGUACAGAAAAUUAUCAGCUAAGUUUGAUGGCACAGUUGAGAAAAGAAUGAAGCCGCGUCAACUCACAGGUACUGAGAUCGUUCAAUUACUUGAGGGGUUUCCAAAAGUUGUGUUUGGGAAAAAACGCUAUUCUAAAUUUAGCCCGCUCAGAGUAAGAGAUUAUUUAAAGUCAAAAAGGCCACUGAAGCGUAAGCGAAAGGUCCGGAAAAUGCAAGUUGAGGAAGAAGACCAAAAAUUACCUAGAGGAUGGACUAAAUUUAGUAUCUUCUUUCAGCUACCUUAUUGGCAAAAUCUUAAAAUCCGCCACAACUUAGAUGUCAUGCAUAUUGAGAAAAAUAUAUGUGAUAACAUAGUAUCAACUCUCCUACAAGAUGCAAACAAGUCGAAGGAUGAUCUACGGGCGCGCCAAGAUCUGACUGCUUUGAAUAUCCGAAAUGAUUUGCAAGCUCAAGAUGUUGGACUUAAAAAAUUAAAGUUGCCUCCGUCUCGUGUUACACUGACAAAUGAGCAGAUGCAACGAUUUUGUGAAAUUCUCAAAUCAGUAAAGUCUCCGGAUGGUUACUCUGCUAACAUUUCAAAUAAUGUCCAAGUGCAAGAGCGAAAACUCUUAGGUCUGAAGACCCAUGAUUAUCACGUUCUUCUCCAUCAAUUGCUUCCUGUUGCAAUCCGUAACAAUAUGGAUAAAGAAGCGUCGAAGAUUAUUAUUGAGUAUUGUGGGUUUUUCAGAAAAUUAUGCUCUAAAGUCAUAGAUGUAGAUGAAUUUAAAAAACUUGAAGCUGAGGUCCGAGUUACUCUAUGCAAUAUGGAAGUAAUAUUCCCUCCUUCUUUUUUUACGGUUAUGGUCCAUCUUACCCAGCAUCUUGCAAGAGAGGCUAGAAUCGCCGGACCUGUUACUUAUCGUUGGAUGUAUCCGAUUGAGAGAUACUUGGGCUCCAUGAAACAUAAUGUUCGCAAUCGAGCUCGUCCAGAAGGCUCGAUAGCUGAAGGAUACGUGGCAAAUGAAUGCUUUAUUUUUGCAUCACGUUACAUGCGCCAGAAGAAAACCACGGCUCAAGUACCAGAUAAGGAGAGAAAGCGUGAAAAAUAUCCGAGAUCUCUCUUAGAACAAAUUCAUGCAUAUGUGCUGGAAAACCUUGAUAUGUUCGCAGACUAUCGAAGGCGACAUUUGGAGAAGCUUAAGAAUGAAACAACCGGUAGGAAUGCAGCGCAUAAUAUUCAGAAAAGACAUAGGAAAGAAUUUUCUGAUUGGUUAAGAUUUGAUGUAAGUAUUUAACAAUUAAUUUAUGAACAUUCAUAAUAUAACAUCCCCUAAAUAUUCUGAAAUUUUUUGUCUUAGGUUGAUAAAUCACUUCUUGAUGGUACUACGUUACCAGAUGAAAUUAUUAUACAUGCACAACGCCCUUAUUAUGAAGUGAGACGUUAUAAU